Messenger RNA from Exaiptasia diaphana, 2976 nucleotides. RefSeq lists its product as uncharacterized. The transcript has 14 exons. The coding region runs from base 94 to 2961 and encodes 955 amino acids. Gene Ontology annotation, cellular component: extracellular region. Gene Ontology annotation, molecular function: serine-type endopeptidase inhibitor activity; protein binding. Lineage: Eukaryota; Metazoa; Cnidaria; Anthozoa; Actiniaria; Aiptasiidae. The record is from RefSeq and is a predicted model, not a curated record.
CGCACACGGUGACAUAACACUGGGAGUCAUGUUAUAGAUCUGUAACGAUUUAUCGCUUGAGUACCAAUGCGUGGAACAUAAACCAAACAGAAAAUGACCAAGAAGGCAAUUAUAACCGUCCUAUCUCUGUUAAGUAGUGUUCUUCUUGGUGUUCAAGGGGAAUGUCCGCAGUGCGUACUUCAAAAGCCCAUACAGUAUAUAUGCGGUUCAGAUGGACACUUUUAUAGCAGUAUCUGCGAGGUGAACAGAGCAGCAUGCUUGUUAGGGAUUGAUAUUAAACCACUUUAUAAGGGAAAGUGUACAAAAGGUGGWCUGCACGUCAGCCUUAGCCAUGAGACGUAUCAAAACAUUACCGCGGGAUCCCCUGGUAAAAUAACAUGUAAUUUUAUCGGCAAACCUGAAUCUGUYCAGUGGUCCAGACAAGGGUCUUCAAUUCGAGGUUCCAAUACUAAAGCACAAGGAAAUUCAUUAAUAUUUAUUCAUCCAAGAAAAAAAGACGCUGGGACUUACAUAUGUCAAGCGUUUGACAAACGAGGCAAACAGAUUAGUGCAAAAGUUUACGUAGAUAUUAUUGGACAAAAGAUUGUCAAACCACCCACGGAGCAUCGAAGGCUGCUAUGCAAAGAACCUUCAUCUUUUGGAGACUGUAAUAAGUACCUUGUACGAUGGUAYUACGACGAAAAGGAACAAAACUGCAAACCCUUUGUUUACAGUGGCUGCGGUGGCAACCAGAACAGAUUCAAAAGCGAGUCGACCUGCAAAGGAUUCUGUAUGCAAAAAGCUCCACCAAAAUCCCGAGUCUGUCCUGAAUCAAGUCAGUCGUGUCCUCUAGUAGUUCAGCAUCAAUGUGGCGAUGACAAUGAUUGUCAGUAUGGUCUUAACUGCUGCAUUCACAACUGCGUACGACAGUGUAUUUCAUCCGUUAUACCAGAAAAACCAGGUCAAUGCCCCAUGCCUACUAACGAUACCAUCGACUGUGGUAAGACGUUAGACGAUGAGUGCCUUAGUGACAUGGACUGYCAUGGCGAAGAGAAAUGCUGUAUAUGGGCACAUGGAUGUGAACGRGUCUGCAUGCCUCCAGAGAAACAGGUUAAAAAAUGCAAAGCAGUCAUCGAUCUUGGAUUCUUGUUGGACGCAUCAGGAAGCAUUCGUCCUCAAGUAUGGCCAGAUAUUAUCAGCUUUGUAAAGAAAGUUCUMGACCGRUUUGAGGUUUCRCAAGACGGAACACACGUUGGCGCGAUCACUUAUUCCUCAACCACUGAACUCCAUUUCCGAUUCAAUACAGUCAAGGGAAAACAUUAUCUCAAAGAAGUCCAGAACCUGUUGAAUGACAUGACACGCUUGAAUGGCUUUACGUUCCCAUAUAAGGCAUUGGGAUUAGCCAAUCAGGAGCUUUUUUCGUCACGUGGAGGRAUGAGAAAAGAGUCUAAAAAGGUAGCAAUAGUUGUUAUCCAUGGAAAACAGACCACCAGCAAAGGUCCUGUAGUCCCACUCAAACAAGCAUCAAAACCAUUGAAGGACAGGAACAUCCAAAUAUGGGCAAUUGGUGUCGGACGCGAUGCYAGUCGACAAGAACUCUUGGACUUGGCUUCAAGUCCAUCGAACGUGCUCACUAUUAGAUCAUUUGGAGAUAUCUUUGGUGUUAUUGACAAAAUGACUGAACGAAUUUGCAAUGAAAGUGGUCCAACAGCAUGCCAGAAAGCUUACCAAGAAGCUCUAAGAAGAAAUGAGACGAUAUUGCCGCGAUGCUUAGAUGAUGGCAGCUAUAGCAAAACCCAAUGCAAUCGCUUCUUUUGCUAUUGUGUGGACGCAAAUGGUGUGAAGAUCCCAGGAAGUGAGACCAGGAUUGAAGCUGGAAAACCAAGAUGUCUGGAAAAAGAUAAGCUUACACCAUGCCAGAAAACCUACGCUCGAGCCAUUGUCAACCCUUCUCUUGGACAACAUAUCCCAAGAUGCAAAGCAAACGGUAUGUACGAGGAAGUACAGUGCGAGGGAAAGUCACGUGAAUGCUGGUGCGUCGAUAAGUCUGGUCAGMGGYUACCUGGCACCAAUACAACAUCAACUCUACAAUGUCCAUCACACGAAGAUUCAGAUGCCCUAACGCCAUGCCAAAGGCGUUACUUCGAAGCGUCACGCAAUCCAGGCUCAGAUCAAUAUAUCCCGUGGUGCACUAAGGAGGGAAAAUAUAGAUGGCAUCAGUGUCAUCAAUCUUACUGUUUCUGUGUUAAUAAAAAUGGGGACGAGRUUCCUGGGACGAGAAUGAGAACUGAAGCUGGACGACUGAACUGCACAGCCAAAGGAGCACAUCUAACACCAUGUCAACGGCAACUUAUACAAUACGGUGGUCGAUACUWCUAUCCUGGUCGGUACUCUCCUACCUGUAAACGGGACGGUCGAUAUGAGGAGGUUCAGUGCCAUCCAUCCAUUGGAAUUUGUUGGUGCGUCGAUUCCAAUGGAUUGGAGAUAAGUGGAACGCGUUCAUGGGGAAGUAUAAGCUGCACCAAACCAAAAAAACCRUUGACUUUAUGUCAGACGCGCUAUCAAGAGUUACAACGUAAACGUAUCGAGGGUAGUCAUUCMCCAUGGUGUAACGAAAAAGGAGAGUUUGAACCGAUGCAGUGCUUUGGUCCAGAGUGUUUUUGUGUUGAUAAUAAAGGUGCUACGAUUGAAGGAACAUAUGUCAGUAUUACACAGGGAAGACCAGACUGCAACCAGCCAACAAAAGCUCUGAAAAGAAGYAAAUGUCAAAUAACAAGUGCAUCAGAUGUUUCCCAGUAUCGAACGUUCAAUCAUAAGUGCACGUGGUCUGGUGAUUUCGAACAAAUUCAGUGCGACUCGUCAUCACGUCAAUGUUGGUGCGUCCAUCAAGAUGGUAGUGAAAUGCCAAGAACAAGAACCACAUCCGUUUUCAGAUGUCCCACAAUAGGUAUAAACCUCUCCCUCCCCUCCCCUCAUGAAUAAUCAAGAUCAGUUACA